AUGGAAACAAUUCUCAAGCAGCUCAUACAGGCCGGCACACCGAAUCCAGCAAAUUGGGAAGAAUGGAUUCGGAACUUUGAUGGACUUCUCACCCUUGCUGGAUACAAUACAAUUCUUUUUGCUGAAGAUCCAGGCACCAAAGCACGCAUCCAACGACCUGGCUAUGCAGAUCCAACAAAGCCAACGCCAGAAGAAAUCUCUGCACAGAAAACCUAUGAUAAUGCAAUCGUCAGGUGUCCAUGGUUACGCACUGCAGCCGGCAAGGAACACCGACAUAUCCUCGAAAAGACACCUUCUGAUGGUGUGGCAAUUUACGAUGCGCUUUUCGAGCUCUAUGCCAAAAGGAUGGAAGCAUGCGCUUCAGAGCGUGGAAUGAACUGCUUUCAAUCCGCAAGCAAUCAACAGAGUCAUGGGCAGACCUGCCGAUUGGAACAUACAGAAGGAGACAGAGGAACUCAGGCAUUUACACUACUCAAUGCCAUCCCCACUGAGCAUCAGCUGCGCACCAGCAUUGUCGUUUCCAACACAAUCAAUUACGACAAAAUCAAAACAGCAAUGCUCCUAUUCAACACAACGACACCAGAAUCGCAGGACAUAGCACCCGAGGUUGCUGCCGCCGUUACCACACCAACAAAAUGCCUCUUUUGCCUAAACAUCGGCCAUUUUGUCAAAGAUUGCCGCACAAUGGUCCGCUUCCAGCAGAUGUACCUGAACAAGCGCGCCGAGCGACGAGCCGGUACCUCCGGAACCCAGCCACACCGAGCACGUGGACGCAGUGAUCGGAGCUCUGCUCCAGGACGGUCACACCAGGCACAUGCUGCACAAGCAAUCGAUAAGCCUACAGAGGUCGAAUAUGCCGGAAAUGCAAGUUUGUCCCAAUUACCCGUACCUACAGCAGCUGACAGCUGGAUUGCUGAUUCAGGAGCCUCCUGCCAUAUGACACAUCGUCGCGAGUGGCUCACUAGCUUCUCGGAGUGCAGGACUCCUGUAGCUAGCUGA
Molecule: messenger RNA, 999 nt
Organism: Serendipita indica DSM 11827
Lineage: Eukaryota; Fungi; Basidiomycota; Agaricomycetes; Sebacinales; Serendipitaceae
Source: the annotation of a GenBank genome assembly